AUGGAGGAAGAAAUCAAGAGAUUUGUCCUAGUAUACAUUUCCGCAAUAAUUUCCGUAAGUUAUUGUUACUACAUACCGUCCAGAAUCAAAGCUGGUGUUCCUCGAUUACUCUCGAUUCUUCCCGUAUGUGUUCAGUUCUUUGUUUUUCCCAUGCUCUUCUACUCUGCGUUGUUCACUUCCACCAUAAUGUUUACCCUAACAGGGAUGGGAACUUUAAAGCUCCUUCUCUUUGCAUUUGAUAAAGGUCCUCUUUUCCCAAUUCCCACAAGUCUUUUCAGAUUUAUGUGCUUCACUUUCUUUCCCAUCGAGAGACUACGCAAAAACCCUAAAUCUCAAUCUACUUUCCCCACUUGGGUUUUCUCCACUAAAGUUGCAAUAUGUGCAGUGAUGUCAAUGUUACACGUCCAAGGAUACAAACAUAAUCUUCCCACGGUUCUGUUAUGGGUUCUAUAUCCUCUAUAUAUGUACUUGCCACUUGAUAUUAUAUUUAACAUCAUGAGAUUUCUGUUCACUAUCAUUCUUGGGUGCGAUCUUGAGCCAGUAUUUGAUGAACCUUACUUAGCCACCUCUCUUCAAGACUUCUGGGGUCGCAGGUGGAAUCUAAUGGUGUCAUCUGUCCUCCGGUCAGCUUUCUACCUUCCUCUGGUGGGUAAAUCCAACUCUGGUUUGGUUAUGUUUAUAGGGAGUUUUACAACGUUCGUAGCCUCUGGGCUGUUUCAUGAACUUCUAUACUUCUACACUAGCCAUGAAACGCCUUCGGGGGAGAUCACUUUGUUUUAUGUGUUACAUGGGGUUUGUACUGCGAUAGAAAUGGUGUUGAAAAGGUCAACGUUUGGGCAGCGUUGGGCAGUGAGACCAGUGGUGUCUCGGCUGCUUACAAUGACAUUUAUGAUUGUGACCAGUGGUUGGCUCUAUUUCCCUCAAAUUACAAGGGGAAAUGAGAUAUGCCAUUAUAUUACCGAAUAUUUUAUUGUUUCGUGA
Messenger RNA from Eruca vesicaria subsp. sativa (arugula), 981 nucleotides. NCBI's taxonomy places the organism in Eukaryota, Viridiplantae, Streptophyta, Magnoliopsida, Brassicales, Brassicaceae. The record is from the annotation of a GenBank genome assembly.